Magnusiomyces paraingens is the source of this 1545-nucleotide messenger RNA. RefSeq lists its product as uncharacterized. The coding region runs from base 1 to 1545 and encodes 514 amino acids. The transcript has a single exon. Gene Ontology annotation, molecular function: DNA-3-methyladenine glycosylase activity; DNA-7-methylguanine glycosylase activity; alkylated DNA binding. The record is from RefSeq and is a predicted model, not a curated record. NCBI's taxonomy places the organism in Eukaryota, Fungi, Ascomycota, Dipodascomycetes, Dipodascales, Dipodascaceae. Gene Ontology annotation, biological process: base-excision repair, AP site formation; DNA alkylation repair; base-excision repair. Gene Ontology annotation, cellular component: protein-DNA complex; nucleus.
AUGGUAGUACUCAGACGCUCAGCUAGACUCCUGGGUUCUGGCUCUGCUGCAGCAGCAGCAGUCACCCAGGAAGUCGUAAACUCCUCCACUAGCUCAAGUUUAGUAGUAACCACCAAAUCUUCGACUCGCAAGCCCCGUGCGGCGUCGUCACCAGCCAGUGUUGCAACAACAACAUUGACUAAAACCAAAUCCUCCAGGAAACGUUCGGCCUCUCGUCGUCAAUCAGAUACUAUUGAUGGUCCACCGCCUUUUAUUCCGCAGCCUGUACUCGACGUUGAAGUUCACCGGGUCCAUAUGGCUGCAAAUCUUGAACUUAUGAGUUCUGUAAAGUCCGAGACUAAAAAUGAAAAUGAACCUACUGCCGUUGCCACAGGUACUAUUCUAAACCCAACAAUCCUCAAAGGGGUCCACCAUUUACUGCAAACUGACCCGUCUUUGCCCGCACUUCUUGGUCCUGAAUGGAAAGCAGACCUAUUUGCACCAUUGUCAAAUGCAGAACCCGAUACUGGCACCGACAACUCAACCAUUGCUAACAUUGUUAUGAGCGACCAAGCGUUGCUUAGCAAGUACUACCAACAUAUGGCGCGUGGAAUUCUUGCUCAGCAAAUCUCUGGGGCUGCUGCACGUUCCAUUGUACGCAAGUUUAAACUCCUGUUCCACAAUCUGCCGGAGCCAUCGCUGCCCCAUACAACACACGCAAUACCUACAUCUGUGCCAGAUUAUGAGGCUUUGUGGGAAACCCUGAAUUCACAGACUGCAAGUAAGUCAAGUACUGCUGGGAAUGAUGAUGACAAUGACAACAAUGACACACAAGUGUCGACAACUACAUCGGGGUAUUUUGAUGACUCAAGGUUGUCAUUCCCACAUCCGUACCAGGUAGUUCACACAGCACCUGAACUUUUGCGUAGCGCAGGGUUAUCUGCACGCAAAGUAGAAUAUGUUGUAGGGUUAUCACAGGCGUUUCUUGGUGCCUACGAAAAACUUGAGGGUCAAGUUUCGAUUCGUGAAUCUUCAGAAGGUAAUGACGAAGAGAAUGAAUCAGAGGGGUCACAAGAUAAAAAAUCUACAAAAAAUACAACAACAUCAAUAGUACCGUUUUCGGUGCAGUUGUUUAAAAAUGGGUCUGAUACGGAAAUUGAACAAGCAUUGGUUGCACUUAAAGGCAUAGGUCCUUGGUCUGCAGAAAUGUUUCUGUUGUUUGGACUUGCGCGGCUUGAUGUGUUUAGUCGAGGAGAUUUAGGGAUUCAGCGCGGGUUGGCGCGGUAUCUUGUUUUGCGGCCUGAGGUGGUAAGUCUAGCCAAGGCAGCACGCGAGGAAGAUCUUAAUAAGUCUGGUAAUAAUGUAAAGAAGAAGAAAAAUACAGGGGGAGGAGGUGGGAAUAAGAAACUAAAAUGGAAGAUGCCGGAAGAACAUGAGUUUGAGUACGUGAGACAAAAGUUUGCACCUUACGGGAGUCUCUUGAUGCUGGUGUUGUGGAAGUUGGGCGGGAUGCCGGAUAUGGAUGCCCUAGAGGGCCCACGAAAGCGGGUCAAGAAUGAAGAAUAA